This is a messenger RNA of Gongylonema pulchrum, 723 nucleotides long. Lineage: Eukaryota; Metazoa; Nematoda; Chromadorea; Rhabditida; Gongylonematidae. The record is from the annotation of a GenBank genome assembly.
AUGGCAGAAGCAUUGCAACCAGUCUCUGAGCACCAGAAAACCCCAAUGCCAAGAUCGCAGCAGCAGCAGCAACAGUAUCCGUACGAGCAAUCGUGCAGUAGCAUUUCGCGCACUCUUUCAUGGAGCAGCAACAAAAGUCUCAGCAGCACCGCACCAUUGGGUGACAUUCCCGUACGUGAAGCGAUGUAUACAUCAACACCGGUGAGCAGUCGAACGACCAACGACAAGACUACGCCAGUCACUUUCAUGAUGCGACCAGACGCCGACUACACUCCGAACUCAGGCUUCAACCAGACUUGCGUUAGCCGCGAGGAAUACGUUAAAUGGAAGAGAGAUGCGGAUCAAGAAGCGAACGUCCAUAUCGUCGUUUAUCCAUCGAAACAUCUGGAAAUGCAGCGUUUCCCGAAUAAGGUCUUCCACUACCUUUACGAAACUGGCAAUAAUGCUAAGGAGGACGCAGCUGUGCAAAUUGGGACUCCGCGUAAAGAUCACUGCUCGGCAGCCAAGGAAGCAAUUGUCACUCAAUCCCCGGAGGACACGAGCCGAGCCGUCUCUGUGCUCAAUGUGAUGUUACAACGGCGCUUGAAUGGCAGCGGGAAUCACAAUGGUCCUACUACGAAGGAACGCUCAAACGGCUUAUGUUUGACACCAACGGCACCGCCGUCAAGCCAGUCGACACAGCGAGUUUUGUACUUGCGCACCAGUCCGGUACGAUUCAUUUAG